Trypanosoma grayi is the source of this 1572-nucleotide messenger RNA. RefSeq lists its product as hypothetical. The record is from RefSeq and is a predicted model, not a curated record. The transcript has a single exon. Bases 1 to 1572 code for a protein of 523 amino acids. NCBI's taxonomy places the organism in Eukaryota, Euglenozoa, Kinetoplastea, Trypanosomatida, Trypanosomatidae.
AUGUGGCGCCCUAUGCUGCUCCUGAUUGUAUUUCUCGCACGUUGUUCCUUGAUUUGUUUCAUCUCCACACAAGACGCGCUAAGCUCACAACCAACGAAAGUCUCCGGAAGGAACCUUGACCGCCCCAGCAAGACAGCGGCCCUUGCAGCGGUGGCGCUGCUGGUGGUGCUUGCGGCCAUGCCCGCCGUGACAUCCGCCCAGCGCUCACUUGAGUGUCAAACCGUGUGGGAGGGUCCCAGCGCCAACAACAGUAUUCUGGAUUGCCUGUCGGACCCGGACCACAUCAAGGGACAGUGGCGCUACUACGUGUUCCCUGCAUUCAGCGCGCUGCUCUUCCUGGUGAUACUGCUGACCUUUCCGAUCGUUUUUCUCUGCGUCGCCUGCUGUGGAGGCUGCAAGCCUACCUCGAAGCUGAGCGGGGACCGGUCCCGCUGCUGCAUCUGGAUGUGGAUCAUUUAUGCCUUACUUUGGAGCGGUGCCGUCACCGUCCUCGUGAUAUUCGGCGCUGAGCUUCUGGCGUCAUCAGCCUCCAGUCUCAUCGAUGACACGCUGAGUGGCCCUGUGACGUUCUUCAACAACACGGCAGAGCACAUCAUUGAUUUCACGUCGAACUGGACUACGGGUGUGCGUGAGCCGCUGGAGGGCAUCGACUUGGACCUGAGUGCCUUUACUGAGGUCACUGACAAUGUGACGGAUCUUCUUACAAGUGUGAAGACAGAAAAGGACAAAUACAUUAACUGGGUGCCGAUCGUGUCGUACGCUGUUGGUGGGGUGGCGAUUGUGCUAAUGCUCCUGAUACUGCCGUUCGCCUUGUGUCGCUGCUGCAUUCCGUGCCUGCCACUCUUCCUCUCGUGCGCGUACUGGAUCUUCGGGGCUGUGUUUGCGCUGCUCGGUGUUGCCUGCAUUCUGCUGGCGUUCGUCUCCACGGCUGGGUGCGGCGAGAUAGAGCUGCAGUACCAACGGCAGCCAGGUGUCUUUCAGUGGUUUUUUGUGCCGUACUGUGAGGAAACGUUCGACUUCAGGGCCAUCAACCAGCAGGUUGCUGAGGCCGAAUUGAAUAAUUCUAUGGAAGCUUGCAAGACACUUCUCUCAGUGUGCGACAAUAAGCCAGGUUUCUCUUUCAAGCCGCUCCAGUGCGGCGGAGGCAUCACUGCAGCCAGCCAGUGCCCUGACUUUGGCACCGUGGCCGAUGUGCUGGGGAGCACCCUUGUAAAAAGCUACACGAUGGCAUGCCCAACUCCUGGUGAGUCCUGCUCGCUGGCCGAAUGUGCCACCAGCUGCAAGGUGGAGUUUGUGAAGAACAUUGCGAUGAAGAUCAUGGAAGUUGGUGCGCAGUCGCGCAACGCGAGCAUCGCCGUUUCGUACGCCAAGCCGCUGCUCGAGUGCAACUUCGUGAUUGACGAACUGCUUGGUGCAGUGACAGCGUGCAACGACCUGAAGACGGGAACCCUGAUGCUUGGCAUUGGCUUCUUCGUUGGGGGGCUGAUGUUCGGCCUGGCCAUCUACAUCAUGUUCCGCGGCUCCUGCAUCUGGGGUUACUACUUUUCGAAGGNCCGCCAGCUGCAGGGGUAA